AACCGCCUCCCGCUAUGGGUCUGUCGAGAUGACGGUUGCUAGAACCAGGCACAAGGCGAUGGCUUGAGUAAGAUGGAAAGGAGGCGGUCUGUCAGGAGGCAGAGGAAGUACAAACGUCCCUGGUUCAAGAAGUGCAAGGAGUACGUCAGGCAAUUCAUAGCUUUCCUCUUCAGCAAUGUUGGCAUCAUCAUGCUGGUGGUAGGGUAUACGAUAGCGGGAUCCUUCAUAUUCCAGGCCAUAGAGAGCCAUCAUAUCCUGGAGAUCAAGGGUCAGGUGUGGAGGAAUAGGACAAUCUACGCUCAGAAACUCUACAAUUUGUCCAGGAAGAUGAACGAGGAGGACAUGAAGAGGGAGAUAUUCCACAAGAACGUAAUGAUCGUGCUGGAAGAAUACCAGAAGAUUAUAGUCAAUUUUUCCAGGAGAGGCUACGAUGGCACCGACGACGAGGAUUCGUCAGCCCAGUGGAGCUUCGCCGGUGCCUUCUUAUAUUCUCUUACUGUCAUUACUACAAUCGGCUAUGGUAACAUCUUCCCCCGCACCCCCCAGGGAAAGAUAACCACCAUAGUUUACGCCAUAAUAGGGAUGCCGCUGUUCCUACUGUACCUGUCCAAUAUCGGCGACAUUAUGGCCAGGUCGUUCAAGUGGAUAUACGCCAACUGCUGCCUAUGCAGGUGGUGUCCGGGGGUUGCCAAGAGGAGAGCGGAGAGGCGGAUCAGGAGAGAGCAAAGGCUUAGCUUGGAGUAUGGCAGCGAAGAGAGCGAGCAGUCUAGUGAAACCUGGGAGGUCAGCAUUCCAGUGCCACAGCUUCAGCCCAGGGCCUCCAUAGGCAGCGAGGGCGCCACCAGUUACACUGAGGACGAAGAGUACGACGUCCAAAGCGUGACAGUACCCCUCACGAUAUGCCUACUCAUCAUGGUGGGGUACAUCUGUGGCGGCGCUCUUCUGUUUUGUGAGUGGGAGGAGUACUGGUCGUUCUUGGACGCCUCCUACUUCUGCUUCAUAUCCCUCAGCACCAUAGGCUUCGGCGAUCUGGUACCGGGCGACAAGAUAUACGGCAGGGGCGUUAGCUUCUACAAAGACGUUCUGGAGCUGAGCUUCGUCUUUUGCUCGAUUUACCUCAUGCUUGGAAUGGCCUUGAUCGCCAUGUGUUUCAACCUCAUGCAGGAAGAAGUUAUCCACAAAAUACGGUCGACAAUCCAGACGAUAAAGUACAUUCUGCGAUGUAAUAGAUGACCGCACCCCGAUAAGCGUUUUUCCUCGUGCCGGCCAUCCCCCGCGACCAGGAAAAUGGGAAAUUCGUCACCGUCGUCGCCCAAGCAGUGAGGGAGUCCGCCGACGAGGCCAGAUGGAGGAGGAGAGCACCGAUCCGGGAAAAUCGUCAGGGUUUUAUUCCCGCGAGGCAUGAAGAUAUGGCCACCAAAUUGGACCCAGGAUAGAUUUAGAAC
Messenger RNA from Anoplophora glabripennis (Asian longhorned beetle), 1445 nucleotides. RefSeq names its product TWiK family of potassium channels protein 18 (gene sand). The transcript has 8 exons. The coding region runs from base 73 to 1233 and encodes 386 amino acids. The record is from RefSeq and is a predicted model, not a curated record. Gene Ontology annotation, cellular component: membrane. Gene Ontology annotation, molecular function: potassium ion leak channel activity. Gene Ontology annotation, biological process: potassium ion transmembrane transport; stabilization of membrane potential. NCBI's taxonomy places the organism in Eukaryota, Metazoa, Arthropoda, Insecta, Coleoptera, Cerambycidae.